AUGGCUUUUGAUGCCAAAUAUGACUCCAAAUCUUUGGAUUUAACUCCAACAAGUUCUAUCACUAUAGUUGUGACUAUCUUUGUUCUUGUCCUAUUGCUUGUGGAGCAAUCAAUUCGUUACUUGAGCAAUUGGUUGAAGAAAGUGAAACACAAGCUAAUGCUUGGUGUUGUUGAGAAAAGGAAGAAGGUAAUUGAAAAGAAACAGAAAAAACAACCUGAGGAAUCGGAUGAUGAUGAUGAUGAUGAUGAUGUAGAAAGCGACGAAGAGAAGGAAGACUAUAAGAGUGACGAUGUCAAAAUUUUAAAGGCAGUUACGCGAACAUCAUCUAAAUCCAAAUCAGUGCUGAAAAAAGAAACAAAAUUCUCUAGAGAAGAAGAAGAAGAAGAAGAAGAAGGUGAAGAAAAUUUAAUGGAUGAUUAUACUACAACGGAUAUAGAUGAAGACGAUGAAGCUUAUCCAUAG
This is a messenger RNA of Lactuca saligna, 462 nucleotides long. NCBI's taxonomy places the organism in Eukaryota, Viridiplantae, Streptophyta, Magnoliopsida, Asterales, Asteraceae. The record is from the annotation of a GenBank genome assembly.